This is a messenger RNA of Ceratina calcarata, 801 nucleotides long. RefSeq lists its product as uncharacterized. The record is from RefSeq and is a predicted model, not a curated record. The coding region runs from base 1 to 801 and encodes 266 amino acids. NCBI's taxonomy places the organism in Eukaryota, Metazoa, Arthropoda, Insecta, Hymenoptera, Apidae. The transcript has a single exon.
AUGAACGAAAACGAACUCACAUGGGCAAACGAGAGAGCCGAACCCACGUUCGCGACCCGCGACAGAAGCGAGGUGCUCGACGUCACCAUAAUCUCCGCCAACGACAAGACCGCGAUCAACGGAUGGAGGGUCAUGGACGAUCCGUCGCUGUCCGACCACAAAUUCGUCUCGUACCGACUGACCGGCAACGGACUGACCACCUUCCGGGUGGCCAACGUCACAAGAUCGCUCGACAAAGAAAGAUACCUGAAAACGUUGGAGGAAAACCUGAGAGAGGCGCCGACGAGAUACGGCACCCCGAGCGAGAUAGACGAGUACACGGACUUCAUCACGAAUGCCGUGAAAAACGCGGAAAACGUCGCGGUCUCCAACAAACGAAGGGGCUUCAACCCCAAACUACCCUGGUGGAACCCAGAUCUAGACGCAACGAGACUGACGUGCAAACGACUACGGACAAAAGCCCAACGAACGAAAACAAGACGAAACAAACUCAACGCGAAGAGAGCAGAGUCAAAGUUCAAAAAAGAGAUUGCCGAAGCAAAGAGAAACACUUGGAAGCGCAUCUGUGGCAGACUACAGAAAGCGCAAGACAUAGCCAGAAUGAACAAGAUUCUCGAGUCAACGGAUGAAAAAAGCGUUGGCCUGGUACAAAAACCGGACGGCACGAUGACGAGAAACCUUCGCGAAUCGAUAGAGACCCUGGAUCACGAGACACCGAGAAUAACGACGCAAACACGAACACGGAAAGUGAGACGCACAGCGAACGAACACGUGACACCAGCGCAGACUGGAGAACGGUAG